This is a messenger RNA of Drosophila serrata, 1924 nucleotides long. It is a transcript of the gene bora, whose product is annotated as aurora kinase A activator-like protein bora. Gene Ontology annotation, molecular function: protein kinase binding. Lineage: Eukaryota; Metazoa; Arthropoda; Insecta; Diptera; Drosophilidae. Gene Ontology annotation, cellular component: cytoplasm; nucleus. The record is from RefSeq and is a predicted model, not a curated record. Gene Ontology annotation, biological process: regulation of mitotic nuclear division; activation of protein kinase activity; regulation of mitotic spindle organization.
CACACCGGCUGCAUUUGAAAAUACUGACAUCUGCCUGCAAAAAGUAGGCGCUUUUAUUUAAUUGUAGUUAAAUUAAACAAUAGUUGUGAUUAGAAUGUACAACGACGAGGCGAGAACGCCCCAGGCCCUCAAGAGCAGAUAUUUCACCAAUUUGAGUGGCCUGAAAGGCCGGUCGCGCAGGAACAGUUACACAAAAGGGCACACUUCGACGGCGUCGGCGACAACGCCAAAGAAUGGCGGCAAGGAAAAUGGAAAAUGCAGCCCCCAGAUGUCGGCUGGAGUGUGCACUCCGCCGCCGAAACGGCUCCAAAGGGUGCGGAAUCCCUUCGAGAUGGCCAUGGCGGACCGCCUGCACCUGCCGUUGAUAGCCAGUCCCUCGCUUUUCCGAUCGCGGACUCCCCAACUCUGUUCCACACAGUUCGAGUGGAAUAUUGACGAGGUGUCGCAACUGAAGCCUGCGGACGUUGAGCCCCACGAAACACAGUUCCACGACUCGCCCGACCCGGAGGUGGAGUCUAAGGCCCAGCUAGCAAUAAGUGCAUUUUUCAAGGAGUCUCACAAUGUGCCAAGUCCGGUGGACUGUCCCCUUCGCAAGCAUCGCAUUAUUCUCGAGGAUAACACACCCAUAUCCAACAAAUCGAGACGGCGGCGUGACUGCGAAGCGCAAACGGAGCUAACCCUUCCACCGAUUCUACCGAAGGCCCUCGAGGACGCUCUGCGUCCGUACAUGCAACCCCAUUUGGCAGGUCGCUUGUCGGGUAGGAGCAAAUCGAGCGGCGGUAAUGACAUCUUCAACAGUUCGAUGCGAAGGAAGCUCUUUGAUCUGCACAAUGUCAUCGUUUUGGGUGAUCAGCAAGAUCCCGCCGAGCACUCAUCGCCCAUGGCGGGCUCCAGUCCGCAGGCCAAGCAAACCCUAUUUGCCGGGCGCCUGUCAGACUCUGCUUCCGGCGAGGGCAGCUUCGGCAGCCUAUCGCCCAUCAGGAACUUAUGUGGACUGCCACCAGGCACACCCGACGAUGGCAACUGCUCCGGAAAGAGGAAGCUGCUCAUGCAAGAGCUAGAGCUGCCGUCGCCAAUAGCACCGUCCGAGCAUCUGAGCAGGCGGUUGGCGUACUCAAAGGUUGAGGUGAGCGUCACAGAGCAGCACGAUACCUUAUCGGAGCGAACUGCCUUGAAGUUCACCCCGGACAGAAGUUCGUCGCCGAUGGGCGGAGGACUGGAGCACUCUGACUGCAGCAUCAAUCAAAGAGUUAGCCGUUUGAGGGUGAACAGCACGCGGCAGCAAGUCGUAGUCGAGGCUGGCGACAAGCCGUUGUUCGAUGAGACCGAAGAGGACGACGAUGACGAGGAGGACCCAGACACUGAGGAAGAUGAUGAGGGGGAGGAAGCUGAGGCCAUGCAAUUGUCCACUCUUAGCUUCAAUUGCAGUUCCUCCAACUCGGACACUCCACGUGGGCACCGAAGACGUCGUUCUGCCCAACGCAAGAAUCUCUCGCAAUCUUUUAGUGCCAAUUUAGAGGAGGAAGAGGAUCGGGAUCAGGGUCAGGCUCAGGAUAUGGCGCUUGUUCAGCAAGUAGAGCCACCUCUAGUAGUGGCACCACAGGAGGGACCCCGAGUGCCUCUUUACCGGGCAGACAGCGGCUUUAACGAGACUACCAGCACCUCAACCUUUGCGUGCUCUCAGGACUUGCCUCUGGAUGUGUCUAUGACCUACUGCUCCACUCCAUCCACUCGCUCCUGACCCCGGCAAUUCUCGUGUAUAGUUCGUAUGUCGAUUCUAGUUUUCUCUUAGGCUAUUCAAAUGGAACAACUCAUAUAUUUCCACGGUAAAUGAGAGGAAGACUCGAGUUCUAACUGCAAUGUAAUCCCACCGAAUAUUUUAUUUUUUAUUGGUAAUUGUCAAUAGUGUGUUCUUAGUUAAUUA